Molecule: messenger RNA, 3738 nt
Organism: Zonotrichia leucophrys gambelii
Lineage: Eukaryota; Metazoa; Chordata; Aves; Passeriformes; Passerellidae
Gene: PRF1
Product: perforin 1
Exons: 5
Coding region: 1-3618 (1205 amino acids)
Biological process (GO): immunological synapse formation; T cell mediated cytotoxicity; defense response to virus
Cellular component (GO): membrane
Molecular function (GO): wide pore channel activity
Source: RefSeq, a predicted model, not a curated record
AUGCAGAGGAUGUGGCCGGGGGUGCCCCCCCCGCUGGCGCUGCUCCUGGCCCUGUUGGUCGCCGCCCCCUCCUCCCCUGGCCCCGCCCCCUCCUCCCCUGGCCCCGCCCCCUUUGCCGGCCCCGCCCCCGCCGGGUGCCGCCGUGCCCGCGGCCCCGCCUGCGCACGCGCGCGCCCCGCCCCCGCCCUGGGCGCGCUCGGCCGCGGCUUUGACGUCACCAAGAUGGAGAUGGCGGCGGGGCGGGCCCUGGACAUCGGGGACACGGGGGACACCCUUGGGGACACCCUUGGGGACACCUGGGAUGGAUGGGACGGACACGGGGACAUUGGGGACACCUGGGAUGGGGACACCUGGGACGGACACGGUGACAGUGGUGGAACCUGGGAAACCCACGGGGACACCUUGGGCCUUGGGAAACAUGGCGGCCCUGGAGGUGACAGCGGUGGCCGUGGUGGCCCCGGGAGUGGCCAUGGCGGCCCCAUUGGUGGCUCCGGGGUUGGUUCUGGUGGCACUCGGGGUCGUCACGGUGGCCCUGGUGGCAGCUGGGGUGACAAUGGUGGGAUGAGGGGUGGCUCUGGUGGCCCCGUUGCUGUCCCUGAUGGCUUUGAGGGUGGCCCUGGUGACAGCGAUGGCCCCAGAGGUGACAAUGACGGUGUCCCCCGGGGUGGCCGCAGGUGUCUCCUGUGUCCCGACGCCCUGCACUCGAUGUCGCCCCGCCGCGUCCCCUCCGCCAUUGGCGGCUGGCGCUCCGGCCGCCGCUGCCGCCGCCAGUCCCGGGUGGCCGCGGGGGCGUCGGCCGUGGGCACGGCGGUGACGUCAUCGGUGACCAAGGGGUGGAGCUUCGGGGUGUCGUGGGGCAGGGGGCGGGGCCUGGGCGUGCUGGGGGAGGGGUCUCAGUCGCGCGUGGCGCAGGAGGGGCUGCGGUGGCAGCGGCAGGACCGGAGCGCCCUCAGCUGGCAGGAGCUGGUGUGCACAUUCUAUUGGACGUGGCUGGAGCCUUCGGCCGCUCGCCCCUCGCCCUCGUUCCUGCGCGCCGUCCGGUCACUCCCGCCGCACUUCACUCCGGCCACGGCCGGACUCUACGCCGAGCUGGUGUCCGGCUGGGGCACCCACGCCGUGGUGGCCGCGCGCCUGGGCGGCCGGCUCCGGACACUGACCGCCGUCCGGCUGUGCCGCGCCGCCAUGGCCGGAGUGGGCGCGCAGGAGGCGUCCGACUGCCUGCGGACGGAGCUGACCUUCGGCCCGGCCGGAGGGGCCCGAGCGGCCGCGUGCCGGACGUCCGGCGCCGCCACCGAGGGCAACGUCAGCUUCGGCGAGUUCUUCGGCCAGCGGCUGCUCGAGGUGGACGGCGGCGCUGACCGCGACGGCGACCUGGCCUUCGGGCGGCCGCAGGACUUCGGCCGCUGGCUCAAGGGCGUCCCCGCGGCUCCGGCCGUGGUCGAGGCCGACCUUUGGCCGCUGGACGCGCUCGUGCCGCGGAGUGACCCCCGGCGGCGGUCACUGCGGGCGGCCAUCAGGAGUUAUGUGGCGGCCAAAGCGCUCAGGGUCAACUGCUCCUGCGGCCGGAGUGGUCAGCAAGGUGACCGCCUGAGUGACCACCUGAGUGACCACCCGUGCCACUGUCCGUGCUCGGCCACGCCCCUUCCUGUGGGCGGGUCCCCGUGCUGCCCCGCCCACCGCGGCCUGGCGCACCUGUCCGUGAUGAUUCUAGGUGGCCGGGGGUGGCGUGGCGACCUGCUGACCGCCACGGACGCCUACGUCCGCGUGUCCUUCGCUGACCGCCGCGCCCGCACGUCCACGGCCUGGAACUCGGACCGGCCGCGCUGGGGUCAGCGGCUGGACCUCGGCGUGGUCACUCUGCGGCCGGGGGCGCAGCUGGAGCUGCAGGUGUGGGACGAGGACCAUGGAUGGGACGAUGACCGGCUGGGCUCGUGCCAAUGGCCGCUGACCGCCGGCCAAUGGCCGGAGCGCUCCUGCUUCCCCGGGGGUGGACGCUUGGACUUCGGAGUGACCGCUGAGUGCGGGCCGGCGCUGGCCGGAGCCCUGUGCCACCAAUACCGGCCGGCCACGCCCAGGGGCGGGGCUGGCGUGGUGGGCGGGGCCCCGUGGCCGCCCGAGGCUGCUGAUUGGGCGGAGUUUGUGGAGGAGGAGGAGCCAGAGGAGGAGGAGGAAGGGGCGGGGUUUGUGCAGAGAUUCUUUGAGGUUCUUCCAGAAGGUUCCGCCGGGGGAAAAAAACCCAAAUUUGGCCCAAAAUUGGCGUCCCCAAAACCCCAAAAUUUGUCCCGGUUUGAGGAGGGUGGGGAUGAAGAUUUUGGCAGCAAAAAGGCCAAAUUUGGGGAAAAUUUGGGGUCAGGAAAAGCCCAGAAAUUGUCCCAGUUUGGGGAGGGUGGGGAUGAAGGUUUUGCCACCAAAAAAACCAAAUUUGGGGAAAAUUUGGGGUCAGGAAAAGCCCAAAAAUUGUCCCAGUUUGAGGAGGAGGAGGAUGAAGGUUUUGGCACCAAAAAUGCUAAAAAUGCCAAAUUUGGCGCGUUUCGGGAGGGUGUUGGGAAUGACCACAAAAAUCCCAAAUCUGACCCAAAAUUGGGGUCUCAAAAAACCCAAAAAUGGGCUCAGUUUGGGGAGGAUGAGGAUGGUGAGGAUGAAGAUGAUGAAAAAGCAAAAAAUGCCAAAAAAACCAAAUUUGGGCCAUUUUGGGAUGGGAUAGAAAACGACCCCAAAAAUCCCAAAUUUGGGGAAAAUUUGGGGUCACGAAAAGCCCAAGAAUGGUCACAAUUUGAGGAGGAUGAAGACGAAGAUUUUGGCACCGAAAAUCCCAAAUUUGGGCCAUUUCGGGAGAGUGUUUGGGAUGAAUCCAAAAACCCCAAAAAUCCCAAAUCUGACCCAAACCUGGGGUCCCAAAACCCCCAGAAAUCCGCCCAGUUUGGCCCAGUUUGGCCCCAGUUUGACGAGGAUGAAGAUGAGGAAGACGAAGGCACCAAAAAAGCCAAAAACCCCAAAUUCGGCCAAUUUUGGGAAGGCCCAAAAAAGGGCUUUUGGAAGAGCACCAAAAACCCCAAAUCCCACCCAAAUUUGGGCUCUCACCAACCCCCAAAAUCCUCCCAGUCUGGCCCAGUUCAAUCCCAGUUCGGUGACGAAGAUGACGGUGAAGACGAAGGCCCCAAAAACCCCAAAUUUGGCCAAUUUUGGGAGCUCCCGGAGGGCUCCAAAAAGGUUUUUUGGGAGCGCCCCGAAAACCCCGAAUCCGCCCCAAUUUGGGGCUCCCGAAAAGCCCCGAAAUCGGCCCGGUUUGGCCCAGUUUGGUCCCGGUUCGGUGAGGAUGAGGAUGAUGAGGAUGAGGAUGAUGAAGAAAUCAGCGACGCCGAAUUUCAGCGACUUUGGGACCUGGCCGAGGAAAACCCCGAAAACCCCGAAUCCGACCCAAUUUGGGGCUCCCGAAAACGCUCCCGGUUUGGCGAGGAUGAGGAUGAUGAAGAUGAUGAAGACGAAGGCCCCAAAAACCCCAAAUUUGGCCAAUUUCGGGAGCUCCCAGAGGGUCCCAAAAACCCCGAAUCCGACCCAAAUUUGGGGUCCCGAAAAGCCCCGAAACCGCCCCGGUUUGGCCCAGUUUGGGGAGGGUGAGGAUGAGGAUGGUGAUGGUGAUGGGGGGGGGAUGAAGGCUCCGAAUUUGGGGCCUUUCAGGGCCCCUCCCCCACCCUGAGGAGGGAGGGGAGCCCGAAAAUUUGGGGGGAGGGGAAAUAA